This is a messenger RNA of Saccharomyces mikatae IFO 1815, 1155 nucleotides long. It is a transcript of the gene INP54, whose product is annotated as phosphoinositide 5-phosphatase INP54. The transcript has a single exon. Gene Ontology annotation, molecular function: phosphatidylinositol-4,5-bisphosphate 5-phosphatase activity. Gene Ontology annotation, biological process: phosphatidylinositol dephosphorylation. Lineage: Eukaryota; Fungi; Ascomycota; Saccharomycetes; Saccharomycetales; Saccharomycetaceae. The record is from RefSeq and is a predicted model, not a curated record. Bases 1 to 1155 code for a protein of 384 amino acids.
AUGAACAAAAGAAAAUGGAAGGUAUCAGUCACCACAUUCAAUUGCGGUAAAGAGUUUCCUGUUGAAAAUUCGAAAGCAAUCGUUAAGCAAUUGCUCUUUCCUUAUGAUAACGGCAUCUCUCAACUGGAAAUGCAAGAUGUAUAUGUUUUGGGCUUUCAAGAACUAGUUCCCAUAUGGCAAGGCUCUUUCCCUACUGUGAAUCGUGACUUAAUCGAUGGAAUUACAACCACUGCAGUUGAUUGCUUAAAUGAAAAGGUGAUGGCUCUCCAAGGGGAUGAGCAGUACUCGUGUUUAGGGGUGAACAGCCUUGGUGCCAUCACUAUAAUAGUAUUAUACAACAAUAAAGCGCUAAAUGUGAAAGGAAGUAUUAUAAAGAGAAAUGGCAAAUGCGGUUGGUUUAAUACGAAUUUGAAAGGCGGAACUUUAAUAAGCUUCAAAAUGGCACGUAGUGGAGAUGAAAACUGGGAAAGAUUUACUUAUAUUUGCGCACAUUUAAAUGCAAAUGAAGGUGUCAACAAUAGAAACCAGAGAAUAAAUGACUACAAACGAAUCAUGAGUGAACUAUGCGAUUCUGAGAUUGCCAAAAGCGAACACUUUUUCUUUCUAGGCGAUUUAAAUUUCAGGGUGGGUAGUGCUUACGAUCCUGCUACUGACUAUUCUUCCGCGACGACAUUGAGACGUUUAUUAGAAAAUUACGAAGAGCUAAAUCUGCUACGUAGAAGCGAGGGUGAACCAUUAUGUAAGGGUUUCCAAGAAUUAGAGAUAAAGUUUCCACCAACUUACAAGUUCAAGUUAUUUGAGGAAGAAAAAUACAACACAAAAAGAAUUCCAUCAUGGUGCGAUAGGAUUCUAUACAAAGAAUAUUCUACGCCAAUAUCAGAACAAGAAAGUACGUACCGCUCUGUCUCUAGAUCCAAUGCUCUAUUAUUCAGUGAUCAUCAACCUGUUAAUCUCACUGUAGCGUUACCAAGGUCUACAGGAGGGGUGGAGUCGUUGUCGCUAAAUGUAGAAGAGUACCAUCUAGCCUGGAGUUACGGCCUAAUGGGAGAAAUUGGCGAUGCAGUCAUUGGGUACUGUGGUUGGCUCAUAAGUAAAAACGCACAUUAUUGGAUAUUGGGAUCUAUAUUAUUAUAUUUACUGUUAAAAAUCCUGUAA